GUUGUUGUAUUACACAAACUCCAAAAGCCACUGCAGAGCUGACACGUACAGAAGAGAACAGUCUUAAGACAUCAAUCAGUAGCGCUUCCCCAGCGGAGAAGCCAAGAGAAGUUAGCUCUGAUCUCACUCUGCCUCCAUCCAGUUCAACUCUCUUCAUCAAGGACCCAUGGCGCCCACCGUGAUCCUGGAGCCCGCAGGCCGCAGCCUCUGGGACGAGCCGCUGCGCGUCGCCGUGCACCGCCUCGCCCCCCGGCAGCCCGUCACGCUGCGCGCCGCCCUGCGCGACGAGAAGGGCGCGCUCUUCCGGGCCCACGCGCGCUACCGCGCCGACGCCGCCGGCCGGCUGGACCUGCAGCGCGCGCCCGCGCUGGGCGGCAGCUUCGCGGGCCUGGAGCCCAUGGGGCUGCUCUGGGCCAUGCAGCCCGACAGGCCUUUCUGGCGCCUGCUCAAGCGGGACGUGCAGACGCCCUUCGUGGUGGAGCUGGAGGUGCUGGACGGACACGAGCCCGACCAGGGCAAGCUGCUGGCCAGCGCGGUGCACGAGCGCCACUUCCUGUCGCCCGGGGUGCGGCGCGUGCCUGUGCGGGAGGGCCGCGUGCGGGCCACCCUCUUCCUGCCCCCAGGACCUGGGCCUUUUCCUGGGAUAGUGGACCUCUUUGGAGCUGGAGGAGGCCUUCUAGAGUAUCGAGCUAGUCUGCUGGCUGGGAAGGGCUUUGCUGUGAUGGCUCUAGCUUAUUAUAACUAUGACGACCUCCCUAAGCACACAGAUGUUUUCCACCUGGAGUACUUUGAAGAAGCUGUGAACUACCUGCUCUGUCACCCUCAGGUAAAGGGCCCAGGAAUUGGGCUGCUUGGUAGUUCGAAAGGGGGUGAGCUCUGCAUCUCCAUGGCCUCUUUCCUGAAAGGCAUCACUGCUGCUGUCAUCAUCAAUGGCUCCAUCGCCAAUGUUGAGAUCACCUUGAGGUACAAGGAUGUGACCCUGCCCCCUCUGGGCAAAGACCUAAAUCGAACCAAGGUAAUCAAAGAUGGUCUUAAAGACAUUGUGGAUGUUCUGAACAAUCCUUUGGAAGGACCUGACCAGAAGAGCUUAAUUCCUGUGGAAAGGUCUGACACCACCUUCCUGUUCCUUGUAGGUCAGGAUGACCACAACUGGAAAAGACCUGGACCCUUCCCAGGGAUCAUUGACAUCAACGGUGUUGGAGGGGGCCUGUUGGAAUACCGAGCCAGCCUUCUGUCUGGCCAUGGCUUUGCCACACUGGCUCUAGCUUUUUAUGACUUUGAAGAUCUCCCCAAGGAUUACAGCAUCUUACAUGUGGACUACUUUGAAGAAGCCAUGCGCUACAUGCUUCAUCACCCCCAGGUAAAGGGUCCAGGCAUUGGGCUUCUGGGCAUUUCUCUAGGAGCUGAUAUUUGCCUCUCGAUGGCCUCAUUCUUGAAGAAUGUUUCAGCCACAGUUUCCAUCAAUGGAUCUGGGACCAGUGGAAUGAGAACCAUACGCUACAAGCAGACUUGCAUCCCACCAUUGGGCCAUGACCUGAGGAGAACCAAGGUCACUUUCUCAGGCAUUGUGGACAUUGUGGACAUACGAAAUGAUAUUAUAGGAGGGCAUAAGAAUCCCAGUAUUAUACCAAUAGAGAGGGCUGAGGGGCCCAUACUCUUCAUUGUUGGGCAGGAUGACCAUAACUGGAGGAGUGACUUGUAUGCCCAAACAGCCUCUGAACGAUUACAGGCCUAUGGAAGGGAAAAGCCCCAGGUCUUCUCUUACCCUGGGACUGGGCAUUACAUUGAGCCUCCUUACUUUCCUAUGUGCCCAGCUUCCCUGCACAAAUUACUGAACAAAACUGUGAUUUGGGGUGGGGAGUUCAGGGCUCAUUCUAAGGCCCAGGUAGAUGCGUGGAAGCAAAUCCUAUUCUUUUUCUCCAAACACUUAGGCGAUACCCAGAAGAGAGUUGCCUCAAAAUUAUAGUCUGUUUUUCUUGGUGCAACUGUGGUUGACAUGGGAGAUUGAAGUAUUCAGUAACUGCAUGGGAAUAAAUGGUCUCCUAAAUAACUUUAAAUUUCAAGUCAUUGGCAUUAAUGAAGAUUUUAAAUCACUUUAUUGAAUAUGCUUUAUGUGUCCUAGGGAGGAUAAUUGCAACUUCAUUUUGCCCCACAGCUCCAUUCUGCGCUAAAAACUUCAUAGCCUGUAGUUUUAUAGUUUAGGUUGCAGUUAGGCAUUAACAGCAAGCAAACUUAGCCCUACUUCUCCAAAGAAAGCCCUCUCCUUAGUUAGUUAAUUAUAAAACCUUACAAAGGAAAAGAGAGGAACAAACAGUUUUGACUUGAAAUGAUCAACUUGCCUAGUUUCACCUAUAUCUUGUGUGUCAACUAACCAGAUAUAAAAAAGAUUUUAUGACAUUCCAAAGAAAUAAUGUUGUAAAAUACGGUGCCCCUGACAAUCCACUGAUCUUGUGAACUCUCCAAUGUGUAUUUAAAGGGAAGCAGAACAAAGGAUCAGGGUCAGCAGCCUCAACAACCUGAAUUUGCUGCUGACCACUGCAGGUCCUGAAAUAAAACUUACUUGCUUCUCAA
This is a messenger RNA of Cavia porcellus (domestic guinea pig), 2571 nucleotides long. Its product is annotated as peroxisomal succinyl-coenzyme A thioesterase. The coding region runs from base 167 to 1966 and encodes 599 amino acids. Lineage: Eukaryota; Metazoa; Chordata; Mammalia; Rodentia; Caviidae. Gene Ontology annotation, cellular component: peroxisome. Gene Ontology annotation, molecular function: fatty acyl-CoA hydrolase activity. Gene Ontology annotation, biological process: acyl-CoA metabolic process; fatty acid metabolic process. The transcript has 5 exons. The record is from RefSeq and is a predicted model, not a curated record.